AUGUUGACCAUCAAGCUCCCCACCCUGCAGGGUUGCUCUCUCAUCAGCGGCUCUUCCGCGGGGUUGGGCGCCGCCAUCGCUCGCGAGCUGUUCAACCGCGGAGCAUCCGUGGUCAUCAACUAUCCCAAGCAAAGUGAGAAGGCCAACGCAGAGAACCUUGUCAAGAGCCUUGGAGCGAAGGACCGAGCCGUCGCUGUAGAAGCAGACCUUUCAACCCUGGAGGGGCCGCGGGUGCUCGCUGAUGCGGCGGCUCAGGCCUUUGGCAAGAUCGACAUCCUUGUCAACAGCGCCGGCAUCAACCGUCCGACACUUCUCGACGACCCCAAUGAUGCCAAGGCUGACAAGACGUGGCAUGAUAUCAUCUACCUUAAUGCCCGAGGCGUCUUCUUCCUGACCCGCGCUGUGCUUAGGUACCUUUCGCGCGAGAACUCACGCAUCAUCAACAUUGGCAGUUCAGUAUCCUGCACACCGGGGCCAGAAUCGAGCAUCUACGCAGGCACCAAGGGCCUCAUCGAGGUCUACACCCAGUGCUGGGCAACAGAGCUGCCUCGUAAGUAUGGAUGCACCGUCAACGGCGUGACCCCUGGCCCUGUCGGCACAGAUGCCUUCUACGCUGCUCCCAGCGCCGUCAGAGAAGCACUGCAGCCCAUGGUCGACGCUACACCUGUCGCCGCACGCGUGGGUACGCCAGAGGAGAUUGCAUGGGCCGUUCCAACCUUGGCUGAAGACAAGGCUGGCUGGUUCAACGGCGCGUACAUACCCAUCAGUGGUGGAUCUAGCAUAUUUUAG
This is a messenger RNA of Fusarium falciforme, 789 nucleotides long. RefSeq lists its product as hypothetical. The record is from RefSeq and is a predicted model, not a curated record. The coding region runs from base 1 to 789 and encodes 262 amino acids. NCBI's taxonomy places the organism in Eukaryota, Fungi, Ascomycota, Sordariomycetes, Hypocreales, Nectriaceae. The transcript has 2 exons.